GCAUACGCGAGCGAUGACGUCACAGGUGGAGGACUCGAGGUGAUUCGUGAAACGCACACACCGCACGACUGGGCGUGUUUACUCCAACGCUCGUUCGCUGCAAUCGGAGGCUCUCGCACGAAUUAGUAUCCGAAGAGGGCCACGGGAAGAGAGCUCGAGGGAGAGAACGAGCGAAGAUGCGUACAAGUUGAAGCCACCAAGUGCCAUACGAGUGUCCCAUGAAGCGCUAUUAGCGACGAUACCCCAUCGCAACUGAAAAAAGUGCGCGCUCGCCAUACCCGGAGACGGCUAUCGUUCGCCCCGCGAUGACGUCGAACGUCGUCGGCUGCUGGCUGUGCCUGCUGCUGCUGGGCGUUGCCGUGGUCGGCCAGUACGAGUGGCAGACCCGCGACGCCUUCGACGAGAUCCGUAUGCGGAUGGACAAAGUCAACGAGGACAACUGUCCGAUACAGCACCUCGGCGAUCUGUAUCUGCCGGAGGACACGGUGUCGCACCUGCCCGACAUCAAGGACAUCAACAUCAAUCCGGUGUUUCCUAACCGCACGGCCCUCCUGCACCUCCACAACAUGGCACUCAGCAGGAGCUUCUUCUGGAGUUACAUCCUGCAGUCGCGCUUCAUCCGCCCGGCGAUCAACGACACCUACGACCCGGGCAUGAUGUACUACUUCCUGUCCACGGUGGCCGACGUGUCCUCCAAUCCCUACAUCAACGCGUCGUCCAUCUACUUCUCACCUAACACGUCCUACUCGCCAACCUACAGAGGCUUCUUCAACAAGACCUUUCCCAGAUUUGCGCCGCGCACCUUCCGCGCAGACGAUUUCAAUGAUCCUAUACACCUGGAGAGAAUAUCCACUAGGAAUACGUUUACCGUACAGGACCUGGGGGCAUUUCCUAAUACCAGGCUCAGCGACGAUUACACCACCGACUUUUAUCGCAUAAAUGAAUGGUACAAGAAAUGGUUACCGGAUAACGUGGAAAAGAGGCACGACACUAAAACGACCUAUCAAGUAGAAAUUCGAUACGCGAACAAUACAAACGAAACAUUCACGUUCCACGGUCCACCAGGUGCCGACGAGUAUCCCGGGCCUGUGAAGUGGACGAGACCGUAUUUCGAUUGCGGUCGGUCGAAUCGGUGGAUCGUGGCUGCGGUGUCGCCUGUUGCCGAUAUCUACCCACGGCACACUGGCUUCAGACACAUCGAAUAUCCGACGUAUACCGCUGUCUCGGUGAUGGAAAUGGAUUUCGACAGAAUAGAUAUAAAUCAGUGUCCAAAGGGUAAAGGAAACAGUGGGCCUAACAGAUUCGCCAACAGCGCGAGGUGUAAAACUGACACUACGGAGUGCGAGCCGAUACACGGUUGGGGCUUCAGGAGAGGAGGGUAUCAGUGUAGGUGCAGACCGGGUUACAGACUGCCGACCGUUGUGCGACGGCCGUACCUCGGGGAAAUAAUAGAAAGAGCCACGCAAGAGCAGUACUACAACGGUUUCGAUUGCUCACGGAUUGGCUGGAUUCACAAAAUGCCGGUGCAAUGGGAGCAGGCGAAGCCCUACAUCAGAGAGAAGUAUCUCGAGCGGUUUCAUCACUACAGAAAUUACUCAACCGGUCCGGACUCGCUCCAGCAGACAAAGAUGAACAUCGACCAGGCCCUCAAGUUCAUCCUAGGCGUAAAUGCGCGAACUUGCAAGAAUUACGCGCCGCAGGAUUUGAUGUUACGCGGCGACAUUAGCUUCGGCGCGGAAGAAUUUUUCGAGAACGAGGCGAAGAUGGCGACGAGAUUGGCGAAUUUCAUCAGCGCGUUCUUACAAGUGUCCGAUCCCUUGGAAGUUUACUCCGGCAAGAGAGUGGCCGACAGACCGCUCACGGAAGACCAGAUGAUAGGGGAGACGCUGGCCCUGGUACUCGGCGACACGAAGAUCUGGUCAGCUGGCACCUUCUGGGAUCGUAAUAAAUUUACGAAUAGGACGUUCUUCGCUCCGUACGCUUACAAGACUCAGCUGAACACGCGCAAAUUUAAGCUCGAAGACUUGGCCAGGCUCAACGAUACAGACGAGGUGUACACACGAAAAAGCUACUUCCAAGUGCUAAAGAAGCGUUGGGCGACGAACUUCGACCAGCUGGAGAAAUACUACAUGAAAAUAAAAAUUCGAUUCAACGAAACCGGGGAGUAUAUGAAGAAGUUCGAGCACUAUCCGAAUUAUUACAGGGCAGCAAACCUGGACCAUGGACACUGGACAAGUCCGUACUUCGAUUGUAACGGCAAGGUGAAGAAGUGGGUAAUUACCUAUGCAUCCCCGUUUUUCGGCUGGGACAGCUUGAAGGAGAAACUGGAAUUCAAGGGUGUCGUGGCUGUUACGAUGGAUCUGCUUCAGUUGGACGUAAACCAAUGCGAUGAUAAAUUUUAUCAACCGAACGCAUUUAAGGACACACACAAGUGCGACAGAAAGUCGUCGUAUUGUGUACCCAUUCUUGGAAGAGGAUUCGAGACAGGUGGAUACAAAUGCGAGUGCAAACAGGGCUUUGAGUAUCCAUUCGAGGACCUAAUCACGUAUUACGAUGGGCAGCUAGUUGAGGCGGAAUUCAACAAUAUCGUCAAUGAUAAAGAGACAAGAUAUGAUAUGUUCAAGUGUCGAUUAGCUGGUGCUGCGUCAAUUCAAGUCAGUUGGGUACUAAUAUUAUCAGCCAUAAUAUUAUUCUUCCCACGUUAUCUUCAGAGAAGAUAAACAUAAAAUACUUUUAGUACUUUGUGAAACAAAGUAUAUAAUUACUGCAUUUUUAUAACAGCAACUAAAAUUGAUGCCGUCCAAUAAUUGAUCCACACCGUCCAUUGUAAAUGUAAGUUAUAUAGUAUAUACAUAUUAUAUAUGAUGUUAAAGAGAUCAGCAAAAGGAAUACCGGCCAAAUUAUUAAAUGAUAAUUUCCUUUCUUGGCUACGACAAAUCGAUAUGAUAUUUUGUUUAAUUUUAUAUCUACGUAAUGCAACACACACGCGCACACAUACACGAAUAUAGUUCGUGUUUUAUAUUGCAUUUAGAGAUUAUGUGUGUGUAAGAUCUGGCCUUGUUUACAGAACUCUUUAGAAAAUGUUAUUAUGAAGAUAAAGUUUAUAUAUUUAUAUUUCCUCUUCUGAUUAUAAUUAUAAUUAACAAUGACACUAAAGAUCUGAUGAUUACAUGACUGCUGUAAUUCGUAAUUCUCAUAACAGAACAUAUGAUAAUUUUCAUCCUUAUCAUUUGUAGUUCAUGUGAUAUAUAUAUAAAUACUUAGACAUUUAUAGAGAGGUGUAAAGAAGUGUUUUCUGUAACAUUGACUUUUAUAUUUUCGAUUUUAACAUAAAGAACCGUGCAUAAAUAUGUGCAAAAAUAUGUGUGUUCAAGGUAUAACAUUUUGAUAUAAAUACUUUUGUAGACGUAAGAUAUGUAAGUGUCCGAGAAAAGGCUUAAUCAUAGUCUCAGUGCAUUCACAUAGUAUGUACAUAUAUGCACGCAUAUGAUUACACAAAUUUCAUAUGUAUACUAAGAUUCUUUUAUAUUAGAAACAUUCCAAAGCUAAUUUUUAUACUCACAAUACAACAUAAUCUCCACAAGAUUUUAAUUACAAAUAUUACAAAAUUACAAAUAUUUUUAAUUAUAUGUAAUUUUACAAAGUAUACCAAUUACCACUUCUCAUAUAUUUUAAUCUGCAAAAUACAAUUAAAACAAGAAAAGAACAGCAUAUUUCUGGUUGAGACUGUAUUUAUAAGAAAACAAUAAUUCGAAUAACAUAAUUUUAUCACUGACCAUUUCAGAGUCGAAAUUCUCAAAGUUAUGUAUAAUUGCAGGUUUCUUUGUAUUAAUAUAUUUUGUACUUUUUAUAUGCAAUAAAGAUCUGACUUUGUAUUAGGUA
Molecule: messenger RNA, 3882 nt
Organism: Ooceraea biroi (clonal raider ant)
Lineage: Eukaryota; Metazoa; Arthropoda; Insecta; Hymenoptera; Formicidae
Source: RefSeq, a predicted model, not a curated record